GAGGAGGAGGAGGAAGGGCAGCGCGGGGCCGGGGGGGCGGAGGAAGGUCCAGGUGUGUGUGGCCGCGCCGGCCCCGCCCGCGGCCGCAGGUAGCGGCCCCUCCCGCCGCCCCCUCCCCAGCGCGGGGCGGGCGGAGCGGCGGCGCGGCCGGAGCCCUUCCCCAGCUCCCUCCCACCCCAAAGUUCGCGCUGGCCCCGCGCUGCCGCCGCCGCCGCGCCGCCGCCCCCUCCCCUGGCGCCCCCGGACGGGGCCGCGCUGCCAUCCAACACCUGGGGGGUCGCUGGGCCCCCCCGAGGCGCCGGGCCGGGCCCGGGGGCCGCUCUCGGCCGGGGUGGGGGUGUGCAGCGACCAGAGACUUAUUUCUUUGUGAGUCAAAGAUGUUCCUGGAAGAAGGAUUUGUAGUGCUGGAGUUUCAUUGUGGCACUGAACUUGGCCUUGAGUGUAUUUUACCCAAUGCAACUAUUUGAAAAGUUUGUGCAACAAAACUAAGUGCAACUGACUGUAUCUGUAGACUUGAAAAAUCUCAAGAAACAAUCCAAAAAAACCUCAUCCCGUCACUGAGCAAAUCUGUGGAUACUUUUGCUGGGAUGUGUGAAAGCACAUAAAGCUGAAGAAGAAACAGUUUUCUGCUGAUGGAAAGAAAAAAUUAAAAAUAAUUUUCCUGGCAGAGGUUUUCUAGCUGAGCAGACUUUUGAGCACAUGUUGGAGAACUCUACAAGUGUCCUUACUGUGAUCAGGGAGCACCCCCAGAGAAGUGCAGGCUGCCAUUAAGAGAUGUAAAAGGGAGCAGAAGGGAGGAAAGAUGCCCACGCAGCCUCUCUUGGCAUACAUGGACGGACCCGAGGGAAUCGCCAGCGCCGUGGGAGCCCAGAUGGAGACCAGCGAUGCCUCCAUGACCAUCAAAGGAACCAACACCAUCUCCUACAAAAGCCUGCAGGAGAAGUUCCUGCUGCAGGCCGAGGGCUGCAUGCCCCUGGACUGCAUGUUCUGUGAUGAGACUUUCAAGCAGCCCGAGGAGCUGGGGAAGCACGUGUUAACUGAGCACAGGCCCACGCUGUGCGAGCCCGCCGUGCUCAGGGUGGAGGCUGAGUAUCUGAGCCCUCUGGAUAAGUGUCAGGUAAGAACCAGCUCACCUUCGCCGAGCAACGAGCAGGACAGCGAGGAGCUGAGCUGCAAAGUUUGUGGGCAAACGUUUGAUAAAGCUUUUGACAUUGAGGCGCACAUGAAAAAGCAUAAAGAUUCUUUCACGUAUUGGUGUAACGUCUGUGGGCGAAGAUUUAAAGAGCCGUGGUUCCUCAAAAAUCAUAUGAGAACGCACACUGGAAAACCUGGUUCUAGAAACAAGCAUCAGCAAGGUUCUGAAGGCCCCAUAACAAUAAAUGAGGUGGUGCAGGAGCACGUAACUGAAAAUGUAACGUCACCUUACAAAAUUUGUAUGGUUUGUGGUUUCCUAUUUCACAAUAAAGAGACUCUAAUUGAGCACAGUAAAGUGCAUACCAAAGAAUCAGUUCCCAAUGGUGAAAGCCCCCAAGUGACUGCUGAAGUCAAUGCAGAAGAAACAUCUCAAAACCAGGAAUUUUUCCAGUUCUUGAACUUAAGACCAAAUUCAGUUCCAGAAAAGGACAAACUGCAGAAGCUUGCGAAGUGGAUCGCUGAGCUGGAUCCUUUCACCACGUAUCAAGCAUGGCAGCUGGCUACCAAAGGUAAAAUUGCAGUUGGCCACGGGCAGAUCAAAGAGCCAGGGCAAGAAGGAAGUACAGACAACGAUGAGUCAUCUUCAGAUAAAGAAGAACUCUGUGAAAUUUGGAAUGCAAAUAAAGGUAGCCAGGCUGAAACUACAGGGAAGUCAAAGGUAAAUAAAAACAGCAGUUUCACAGGGAAUGGUAACUUAACCCAGGACAAACUGAAACAUCCCGCUGGUGAAGUGCCUUCUAUGGAGAUGGAUUCUAAAUCAUCCCAGAACAAAGAGAAGCCAACCCACUGCUCUGAGUGUGGGAAAGCCUUCAGGACAUACCACCAGCUGGUCCUUCACUCCAGAGUGCACAAGAGGGACCGGCGGGGUGAUGGAGAGACCUCCUCUGCUGCCAGGACCUUCUGUGCCGACAUCAUUGGGAACCUGGAGGAGAACGGAGCAGCAGAGAGGAUGGAGGGAGGCUCUGAGGAUGGCUCUGAAGAUGGGCUUCCAGAAACAAUUAAUUUAGAUAAAAAUGAAGACAGUUUGGAAAGAACAAAAGUUAAAACUCUUGGAACCUCCAGAGAAUGCAGCUACUGUGGAAAGUAUUUUCGCUCCAAUUAUUACCUCAAUAUUCAUCUCAGAACUCAUACAGGUGAAAAGCCGUACAAAUGUGAAUUCUGUGAGUAUGCAGCAGCCCAGAAAACUUCCCUGAGGUAUCAUUUAGAGAGACACCACAAGGACAGGCACGGUGACAGUGCAGCUGAUGGGAAGGGUGACAGCAAAGGUUCCCUGCGGGGUCAGGACACGGCGCUGUCGCUGGCUGCUGAUGCUGCUCCAGAAACCAAAAACCUGAAGAGGCUUUUUGAUGGUGCCAAAGAUGCUGAGAGCUGCCCACCUGCCAAGCAGCAAAAGGAAGUUCUGUCCUUGAGCAAUGCAAUAGGCAGCACAGUCUUUUUAAAAGUAAAGAACAAUUCCAGGGAAUCGAACAAAGGUUCUGUUUGUAGCGGUUUGAAUCAAGUACCUGAGAACGUGCCUGCGCCUUACCCAGAGAAACUAAGGGCUGAGAAGGAAGCCAAGGAAGCUCAGCCUAAAAGAGAGAGAAAGGCUUCUGUGGCAUCAGAGGAAGAUGAUGUCCAGUAUAUCUGUGCUUUUAUUGGUGGGAAAAAUGUGAACAAUAUGCAAGAAUGCACUGAGAACUACAAACGCAGACCUGUCGUGGACUGCCACGAGCAGCCCUUGGACUUAUCCAGUAAAACUUCCCAGGAGUGUUCAGUGAUUGCAAGCAGAGGCCUGCUGGCCCCCAGCACCUGCCCCUUCUGUACCUACAGGACAUUUUACCCCGAGGUCCUCAUGAUGCACCAGAGGCUGAUGCACAAGUACAACCCCGACACUGUUAACAAGAACGGCUACAGGAGCAGGGCUGUGGCCAAGGCCCGGCGCACGGGCUGCCCCCCGGCCCUGCUGGGCAAGGAUGUGCCUCCUCUGCCUCUCCAUCCCAAUAAAAACAAGGCUUCCACAAAUCCACAGCAAAAGCCACUGCAGACAGGGAAAGCCAAGCAGUGUGCCCCUCCUCAGAACAAAGCCCCUCUCUUCUCCGUGAGCGAGUCGAGCAGUGCAGCCCCGAGUAACCUCAAGUUUCAUAAACAGCAAAGCAACAUUGGAGCUCAGGCAAACAACUACAGACAACCUCAGCAAGAAGAAGUGCACUCCAGUUUCAGGAUCUCUCCAGUACUGGACAGAGUAAAAAAAUCUGAAUAUAAAAUCAAAGUUCUGGGUGCCCCAGUGACUCAGUCCGGUCUGGUCAGCAGCAGCAUGAAUGGGGUUCUCGAGUCUCACCUCAAUGAACCUGGCUGGGCUUGCCAGAGAGGGAGAGACUAUCUCUGUAGUAAAUCUGGGAGCAAUGCAAGUCUGGACUAUGGAGAAACCUCUUCCAAACGGAUGAAACCCUCUGUGGUAGCUGUGGAGCACCUGGACUCUCCUCUGGCUAAUUACAGGAGAUACGAAAUGAGCAGAUUUCGUGUUGCAAACAGAUAUGCAAAUCUGCUACCUCAGGAAUACCCUCGUACCAAACCCACAUCCUCUGUUCUGCCAACCAAACAAGGGCUCCUCAGUGCAGAUGAUGCUGAUCCUCCCAAUGGAUUGACUGCUCUCAAAGCUUACGAGCCAUACAGCUCUGGAUCACUUUAUGGUUCCUGUGGAUCUAGCAAUGGCCAAGUCACCAGCUCGACAGGAGAAGGAAAGAGAUCAGUGUCAUACCAACACUUACCCAGCAACCUGCUGCAGAAGAGAAGUUACGAGUCCUUUGUGGGGAACACACCCUUCAGACCCAGUGACAAGAAGAACUGAAUCACUCAAGAACGGUCUAAGGACACAAGUGCAUAUUCCAUGGAGUUAUACCUGCAGUUCAUCCCCUGAGGAAGAGAAAAUGGUGAAAGCUACUGAACUAAGCUGUGAUUGUACUGUAUAUAGAAACACUACAGUUUUAUAAUAUUGGUUCUUUUAACAUUUUGUACCAAAUAGCCAUACAAAAGUAGUCUAAACAGUUGGGUUAUGAAGGUGUGUGGAGAAUGUAUAUCUUGACCUUGACUUUUGAGUAUUUUUCAUUAGAUUUAAUUGACCAAAUAUUAGGUAGGAGUUCUAUUUUUACAUACUUGAGCGCUGCUGAAGAGUUUUCUCUUGGAAAGAAUAUAUAUCGUUGCACCUCAGGUAAACUGUAAAUAUUGAAGUUGAAAAUCCUGUUGGCGUAAUGCUCCUUUUUCAUAAAAGUGAAAGUUUCUCAUCUGUUGGUUUUUUUUUCCCUGUUGAACUAUGUUAGUUUUUUCAAAGUUCCAAAUAAACUGUCUGAAAGUGUCCGGUUUAUAAAUGUUGUGAACAUUAAAGCAACGGUGCUGACAUUGAUCUGCCUUGGCUGGGUGAGGACCAGGACGUGCUGGAGGGCUCUGCUGCUCUGGGGUUCUUUCCAGCAUGCUUUUAAAUGCAAACAUGAGGCAAUACUUGACAUUUUGGAUUUCCUGAAAUGUGGCUGGAUUCUUCUCUUGGCACUGGUUGCUGUUCUUCAGAGAAGCCUCUUAAAAACACCUCUGCCACCAUCCAAACAGAAAAUCCCUGGGACUUGCUUGAGAAACAAUAAUAAUCUUCAUGUUUCAAAUGUUUGGUUCUGUACUAAGCUCCACACAGUCACAUUUCAAGAAAAAAAAAAACUCCUUUGCACCUUUGUCCAAAGCUGUAAAGUCUCAAAUGAGAGCCUUGAAAUAUGAAUUUGGGUUCUGCAGACUGCAAAAGGGAUGUGGCUGUGAUGGAGCCUACUUGACUGUGCUUGGAAGCUUCUUGAUGUCAAGUUUUAGCAUCUACUGGGUGUUUAAAAUGAGUGAGAAAUAACCUGUAAAUGGGAGAAUAUCUCCUUUUAUUUUUUUGUGAAGACAACAAGAGUUUUUUCUAAUGCACAUGCAGUUUAAUUUUUGUAAAGGGAAGAUGGCCAGUUACCAGCCAGUAAAGCAGAACUGUUGCAUAUUUUAACUUGCCUUCCUCGUUUCUUCUCAUGAAGUUGUAGUUAAGAGUUAAUUCCUUCUGUACCUGGCUUUGACUUCCAUAUAUUUUAGUAAAACAAAACAAUUAAAUAUUUUGCACUGUUUGUUUUUCUCUCUUCCCUCUUACAACAAAUGUAAAAUAGCAAAACCUAGAAACUCUUGUUUUUUCAUUAUGCAACUUGAGAUGUUCCAGUUGUCUUAGUUCCUGUAAAUGGGACUGGUUUUUAAUGUCUCUGUAAACUGGCAAUGGAAUGAAGUGCUGUGUAUCAGGAAAUUGUACACUAUUGACCUGUUUUCCUGUUCAUAAGCUGAGCCAUAUGUACAUAAUCUAGAUUUUGUUUUCCUAGUUUUGCACUUUUAUAGCCUAUUUUUUGAAGAUGAAUUCACUUGGAAAAGGGUUAAUCUAUUUUUGUGUGUGAUCUCUCCCUGUCCUGGAGGUGCAGGGCUGGAGCUGCUCUGCCUGUGCCACACGGGGCAGGGCUGCUUUUUAACGUGUUGCAGCAAACAGACCUAAGGCUUGUUUGUUUUUAAUCUCCCUUCAUGCUGGUACAGUUUCCCUCAAGGCUUUUUUUGGGGUUGGAAUGGAAAAAUGGACCUGAAGACUCCAUUCCAUGGCAGCAUCACCACACUUUGCCAUCAGUAUUAACUAUUGGGAUACUACUGGUUUUGUAUGUUCCUUUGGAAAUAACAGUGCAUAUAUAGAGGUACAAAUUGUUGAUUUUUUUUUUUCCUUUUUUUUCUUUUUUAAAAUGUAUUUAUUUCAUUCCAUUUUGUUCUAUUUUAAUUGUUGGAACCGGAAGUCGGCAAGCAGCAGGCACACAUUACUCAUUUAAUUUAUGAUGUAUUUCACUUUAGUUGAGUAUAUUAUUACAUGUGGAUGUAAAUAUAGACUUGGUGUUUUGCAAAA
Messenger RNA from Pyrgilauda ruficollis (rufous-necked snowfinch), 6109 nucleotides. It is a transcript of the gene ZNF217, whose product is annotated as zinc finger protein 217. The record is from RefSeq and is a predicted model, not a curated record. Gene Ontology annotation, cellular component: nucleus. The transcript has 6 exons. Lineage: Eukaryota; Metazoa; Chordata; Aves; Passeriformes; Passeridae. Gene Ontology annotation, molecular function: RNA polymerase II cis-regulatory region sequence-specific DNA binding; DNA-binding transcription factor activity, RNA polymerase II-specific. The coding region runs from base 803 to 4021 and encodes 1072 amino acids. Gene Ontology annotation, biological process: regulation of DNA-templated transcription.